Canis lupus familiaris (dog) is the source of this 742-nucleotide messenger RNA. RefSeq names its product mitochondrial import inner membrane translocase subunit Tim9-like. The transcript has a single exon. NCBI's taxonomy places the organism in Eukaryota, Metazoa, Chordata, Mammalia, Carnivora, Canidae. The coding region runs from base 188 to 457 and encodes 89 amino acids. The record is from RefSeq and is a predicted model, not a curated record.
CCGCCCCUAGGCUCUACUGGCAGCGCAGCCCCCCAGCCCCGCACUGGUGUCCGAUGCGAGAGCCUGUGCUUAAGUAAGACAUUAAGCCUCAUUGGAGAUAUUCAAGCAAAGAUUGGACAACUAAUUUUCUGGAACAAAAGGAAACUCAUGCAUCAGAAAAGGUGACUAAUAAACAUACCAAAAGAAUAUGGCUGCACAAAUGCCAGAAUCUGAUCAGGUAAAACAGUUCAAGGAAUUUCUUGGAACCUACAAUAAACUUACCGAAACGUGCUUUUUGGAUUGCGUUAAAGACUUCACAACAAGAGAAGUCAAACCUGAAGAGACCACCUGUUCAGAACAUUGCUUACAGAAAUAUUUAAAAAUGACACAAAGAAUAUCCAUGAGAUUUCAGGAAUAUCAUAUUCAGCAGAAUGAAGCCCUGGCAGCCAAAGCAGGACUUCUUGGCCAGCCACGAUAGAGAAGUCCUGAUGGAUGGACUUUUGAUGAAAGAUUGCCAGCAGCUGUUGUGAUAGAAAUGAUUCAUCUGCUAGAAUCCCCUGAAAGCAGUAGCCACCAUGUUAAACUGUCUGUCAUGACUGUGGCAAAUGGAAACAACUGGAGAAACAAAAUUGCUAUUUAUGGAGAAUAAUCAAAAUAGAAGGUCUUAUUGUUCAAUGAAAAUAAUAAGAUGCAACAUUUGUUGAGGCCUUAAGAUUCAGCAGCUUGGUAACUUCAUUAGAAAAAUAAACCAUUGUUUCUUCAA